AUGUUGCGCAUUAUCUCAAGAAAGACUUUCGCCCAAUCCACAACUUCUAUCUUCAAACCUUCAACUUCAAUCUCCAGAAACAUGGCCGAUAACCGUGUUGAGAAAGCCGCCCAGGCUGCAGGAGAGAAGAAGGAUUCAAGCCCUUCCAAACCCUCUGUAGUUUCAUCUGGAGGUGCCAUUGGCAAGCAAUUCAACCCAGACGGUAAAAUUGGACAAGUUGGUGAGAAGAUCGGUGGUCCAUUCUCAAAGGACGGUGCAAUCGGUUCUCAAUUCGAUGCUGCGAAGGAUGGUCUUGCUGGACAGGUUGAAAAGGCCGUCGAUGGUCCAAGUAGACCUGCUACCAACAAGUAA
Sclerotinia borealis F-4128 is the source of this 351-nucleotide messenger RNA. Lineage: Eukaryota; Fungi; Ascomycota; Leotiomycetes; Helotiales; Sclerotiniaceae. The record is from the annotation of a GenBank genome assembly.